Messenger RNA from Daucus carota subsp. sativus, 2949 nucleotides. Its product is annotated as cation/H(+) antiporter 18. The transcript has 4 exons. Lineage: Eukaryota; Viridiplantae; Streptophyta; Magnoliopsida; Apiales; Apiaceae. Bases 315 to 2738 code for a protein of 807 amino acids. The record is from RefSeq and is a predicted model, not a curated record. Gene Ontology annotation, cellular component: membrane; endomembrane system. Gene Ontology annotation, biological process: proton transmembrane transport; regulation of pH. Gene Ontology annotation, molecular function: antiporter activity.
AUUCAACUCCACAUCUAAUCCCAUUACGUCUUUCUUCAUCAAUUUCUUGGAGUCUCGCUUUCAUCCCUCAGUCCCUGGAACCCCCUUGUUAACGUUGUCCCAGUACACACACGCACUCACUCUACAAUAACACAUCUCCAUGCACACAUGUAUGUGAACAACACACAUACAUGUUCAUAUAAAUCUUGACAACUCAUAUUGGAUUUCUUGAUUAAUGGACUGACCAAACUUUCAAGAUUCAUCUCGCUUUGCCAGAUUAGGUAAUUUAGUAAGGGUUGCUCUGUGUGCGGUUUUUGAGUUUGCUUUACGUAUAAAUGGCGGCCUCCAAUGGAACUAAGUGUCCGCAUCCUAUGAAGGCCACAUCUAAUGGAGUCUUUCAAGGAGAUAGUCCUCUUGAUUAUGCACUUCCUUUGGUUAUCUUACAGAUAUGUUUAGUUCUUGUUUUCACAAGAUUUCUGGCAUACCUUCUCAAACCAUUGCGCCAGCCUCGGGUUGUUGCUGAGAUAAUCGGGGGUAUUUUGCUUGGUCCAUCAGCUAUUGGGCGUAGCACAAAGUAUCUCCAUGCGGUGUUCCCAGAGAAGAGCAUGACAGUUUUGGACACAGUUGCAAACCUUGGACUCCUCUUCUUUUUGUUUCUUGUGGGGCUUGAGUUGGAUCCAAAGUCCCUCCGUCGCACCGGAAAGAAAGCUUUGUGCAUUGCUCUUGCUGGAAUUAGUGUCCCCUUUGUAUUAGGAAUCGGAGUGUCCUUUGUUCUAAGAAGAACAAUCUCUGAAGGUGUGGAUGAAGCUCCAUUUCUUGUGUUUAUGGGAGUGGCUCUUUCGAUCACAGCCUUUCCUGUUUUGGCACGUAUACUGGCUGAACUGAAGCUCUUAACCACGGAUAUAGGUCGAAUGGCUAUGUCUGCUGCAGCAGUCAAUGAUGUUGCUGCAUGGAUUCUUCUUGCUCUUGCCAUUGCCCUCUCAGGUUCUGGUCGUUCACCCUUAAUUUCUUUGUGGGUUUUGUUGUGUGGUGCUGCUUUUAUUGGUGGUUGUAUACUUGUCAUACCGCCAAUUUUCAAAUGGAUGGCACAGCGUUGUCCAGAAGGCGAGCCAGUUGAUGAAAUGUAUGUUUGCGCUAUUCUGGCACUAGUUUUAGCUGCAGGAUUUGUGACCGAUACUAUUGGUAUCCAUGCUUUGUUCGGGGCUUUUGUGGUUGGAGUCCUUGUUCCAAAAGAAGGACCAUUUGCGGGUGUUCUUGUGGAAAAAGUUGAAGAUCUUGUUUCUGGCCUUCUACUUCCGUUGUACUUUGUAUCAAGUGGGUUGAAAACCGAUGUUACCACCAUUGAAGGGCUUCAAUCAUGGGGUCUAUUGGCCUUGGUCAUAUUUACAGCCUGCUUUGGAAAGAUCUUCGGUACUUUUGUGGUUUCACUUUUGUGUAAAAUGCCUUUCCAGGAGGCUCUAGCUCUGGGGAUUUUAAUGAAUACUAAAGGUCUGGUGGAGCUCAUAGUCCUCAACAUCGGGAAAGACCGAGGGGUCUUGAAUGAUCAGACAUUUGCUAUUCUGGUUCUGAUGGCUCUCUUCACAACUUUCAUUACGACACCCGUGGUUGUAGCAGUGUAUAAGCCUGCUAAAAAAUUGGAUAAGGCAGCAUAUAAGCACAGGACAGUUCAGAGAAUUGAAACAAAAUCUCCACUUCGAAUUUUGACAUGCUUCCACAGCACCAGGAGCAUUCCCACUUUAAUUAAUUUUAUAGAAGCAUCGCGGGGCACUGGAAGAAGAGGCGGACUUCGUGUAUAUGCAAUGCACCUCAUGGAACUAUCUGAACGGUCAUCUUCUAUGCUUAUGGUUCACAGGGCUAGAAGAAAUGGGCUGCCAUUUUGGAACAAGGUGGGAAGCUCUGAUUCUACUCAAAUUGUCGUAGCUUUUGAAGCUUUCCAGCACUUGAGCAAAGUGUCUAUUCAACCAACGACAGCUAUAUCACGGAUGGCAACGAUGCACGAAGACAUUUGUGGAAGUGCAGACGCUAAAAAGGUGGCCAUGAUCAUCCUCCCUUUCCAUAAGCACCAAAGGCUUGAUGGACAACUCGAGACAACUCGAAAUGAUUUCAGGCAAGUCAACCGAAAAGUCCUAGAGCACGCGCCUUGCUCAGUUGGUAUCCUAAUAGACCGUGGACUUGGCGGCUCCUCACAUGUUUCUGCCAGCAAUGUGGACUCCGUGAUGACAGUGUUGUUCUUUGGAGGACACGAUGAUCAUGAAGCACUUGCUUAUGGCAAGCGAAUGGCUGAGCAUCCCGGUAUAAGUUUAGUAGUCGUAAGAUUUGUGCUGGAUUCCAAAGUAACAGGGGAAAUCAUUAGUGUUGACAUGACUGAUUUCACCAAUGCUGAAGAGAGAGCCAUCGAUGAUGAAGUCCUUAAUGAUUUCAAGGAUAACAUCUCCAACAAGAAGAUUAAAUUCGAAGAAAGAGUAGUUGACAGUGCUGCACAAACUGUUGAAGUUAUCAAUGAGUAUAGCAAGUGCAACAUGUUCUUGGUUGGAAGAGUACCAGAGGGGGAGAUAGCUAGAUCAUUAGCUAGAAAAACAGACACCCCGGAAUUAGGACCGAUUGGAAGCUUCUUAAUAUCUCCAGAAUUCUCAACAGAAGCAUCAGUGUUGGUAGUGCAACAAUAUCACAGUCAAAUGUCCAUGCAUUCACUUGCUUCUCUUAAGUCCGAAGAUGAAGGAAAAGACGACGAAUCCAGUGAUGACUUGGAAGAUGCAUAAAAUCGAUCUUCUCAUCCGGAAAGCCUGAAGCAACAUUGUCAUCAAGUUGUAUUGUAAGUAUGUCAAUCAUGUCUGUAAAUAAGAACUAGUACUGGAAAGUAGUAAAAUUUCCAGUUUCUUUCCUUAUGUCAGUGCUUUUCACCCUUGUACCAUCAUGUGGUCGUAUGUUUCAAUCUUCAUUGGCAUUUACAGUUUCUUACAUGCAUCAACA